Candidozyma duobushaemuli is the source of this 435-nucleotide messenger RNA. RefSeq lists its product as uncharacterized. Gene Ontology annotation, biological process: mitochondrial respiratory chain complex III assembly. The coding region runs from base 1 to 435 and encodes 144 amino acids. The transcript has a single exon. Gene Ontology annotation, cellular component: mitochondrial membrane. The record is from RefSeq and is a predicted model, not a curated record. Lineage: Eukaryota; Fungi; Ascomycota; Pichiomycetes; Serinales; Metschnikowiaceae.
AUGUCGAACGUAAGACCAGCAUGGAGAGUCUGGGCCCGUGUCUAUGUCACCGGCGCCUGCAUUAUCGGAACAGGUGUGCUUCUAUACAACUACACUGUUCCAACAGAUGAAGAGCUCAUUGCUCGGUUUUCUCCCGAAAUUAGAGCUGACUAUGAGCGCAACAAGAAAUUGAGGCAACAGGAGCAACAGGAAUUGAUGAAAAUUGUCAAAGAGACUUACAAGUCCAAUGAUCCCAUCUGGAAGUCGGGCCCGAUUAAGUCUCCUUUUGAAAAGGAGGGUCGUGGUAUUGAUCCAAGAUUGGUUGAUAAAACUGCUUUCUUCAAGCAAGAAGAGGACGAAAAGCGUAAGCUCGAGGUCGAAAAAGCUAAUGCGGAGCUUCAGGAAGCUGAAAGCUUGAUGAAACAGUCAAAGAAAAGCUGGUGGAAGUUCUGGUAG